ACAACAGCCAUGAGCCUUAGGCGAACCUUUCCCUUGCUGCGCUCCGCCCUCUCCCGCCGAGCCCCAAUGUCUACAGCGCCGGCGACCCGCGAGCAGCACGCCGCGGGCCUGGAAGCCGUGCGGGGGCGCGGGGCGGCCGAGGCCGCGCGGCCGCCAGUGCCCGCCGUGGACUUCGGCAACACGCAGGAGGCGUACCGGAGCCGGCGCAGCUGGGAGCUGGCGCGCAGCCUACUAGUGCUGCGCCUUUGCGCCUCGCCCGCGCUGCUGGCGCGCCACGAGCAGUUGCUCCGUCUUGCCAGGAGACUUCUGGGGCAAAGGUUGUUUGACAGAUUGAUGAAGAUGACCUUCUACGGGCAGUUUGUGGCUGGUGAGGACCAGGAGUCCAUCCGGCCCCUGAUCCAGCACAACAGGGCCUUCGGCGUGGGCUCUAUCCUGGACUACGGUGUGGAGGAGGACCUGACCCCCGAGGAGGCUGAACGCAAGGAGAUGGAGUCCUGUACCUCAGCAUCGGAGAGGGACGGCCAUGGCACCAGUAAGAGGGAGAAGCAGUUCCAGGCCCACCGGGCAUUCGGAGACCGCAGGGAUGGCGUCGUCAGCGCCCGCACCUACUUCUACGCCAGCGAGGCCAAGUGUGACAGCCACAUGGAGACAUUCCUGCGCUGCAUCGAGGCUUCAGGUGGCGCCAGCGAGGAUGGCUUCUCAGCCAUUAAGCUCACCGCACUGGGGAGACCCCAGUUUCUGCUGCAGUUCUCUGAUGUGCUGACCAAGUGGAGACGGUUCUUCCACCAAAUGGCCGCAGAGCAGGGCAAGGCCGGGCUGGCUGCCAUGGACACGAAGCUGGAGGUGGCUGCACUGCAGGAAAGCGUGGUGAAGAUGGGCAUCGCGUCCCGGAUGGAGAUUGAGAACUGGUUCACUGUGGAGACCCUUGGCGUGUCCGGCACCCUGGACCUGCUGGACUGGGGCAGCCUCAUUGACAGCAAGACCGAGCUCUCCAAGCACCUGGUGGUCCCCAACAUGCAGACAGGACAGCUGGAGCCUCUGCUGUCGCGGUUCACUGAGGAGGAGGAACGGCAGAUGACGAGGAUGCUGCAGAGGAUGGACGUCCUGGCCAAGAAAGCCAGUGAGGUGGGCGUGCGGCUGAUGGUGGACGCCGAGCAGACCUACUUCCAGCCGGCCAUCAGCCGCCUGACGCUGGAGAUGCAGCGCAGGUUCAACGUGGAGAGGCCACUCAUCUUCAACACGUACCAGUGCUACCUCAAGGACGCCUACGACAAUGUCACCCUGGAUGUGGAGCUGGCUCGCCGAGAGGGCUGGUGCUUCGGGGCCAAGCUGGUGCGUGGCGCAUACAUGGCCCAGGAACGUGCCCGCGCCCUGGAGAUUGGGUAUGAGGACCCUAUCAACCCCACGUACGAAGCCACCAACGCCAUGUACCACAGGUGCCUUAGCUACGUCCUGGAGGAGCUGAAGCACAACGCCAGGGCUGCAGUGAUGGUGGCCUCGCACAAUGAAGACACCGUGCGCUUCACGCUGUGCAGGAUGGAGGAGCUGGGCCUGCACCCCGCCGAUUGCCAGGUGUACUUUGGACAGCUUCUGGGCAUGUGUGACCAGAUAAGCUUCCCGCUAGGCCAGGCAGGCUUCCCCGUGUACAAGUACGUGCCUUACGGCCCUGUGAUGGAGGUGCUGCCCUACCUGUCCCGCCGAGCCCUGGAGAACAGCGGAGUCAUGAAGGGCGCCCAGAGGGAGCAGCAGCUGCUGUGGCAGGAGCUCAAGCGGAGGCUCCGCACGGGUAGCCUCUUCCACCGCCCGGCCUAGUGCUGUGGCUGCCUCCCAACGCAUCCUCACCUGGGCUGCGACCACCCAGGGCUACAGCCCGACCCCAACCUCACACACACCUUUUACAUCCCAAACUGUGAGACCCCGCUGGCCCCUGCCCGUGGGCACCCAGGUGUGGGCUAUGUCCGUUACCUGCCAGAGCUGCUGGGAACUCAGAAACCGCCCUCCAGUGAGCGAGCAUGGCUGCAUCUCUGCCCACCCCCACGACCUUGGGCCUGAAGAACCACCUUCUGCAGGGUCCAACCCAUGGGCCCCGAGCCCCACAGGUGGGCAGUGGCUGGCUGGGGAAGCUGGCCUGUCAAUAAACCACUAUUUCUGCA
Eubalaena glacialis (North Atlantic right whale) is the source of this 2153-nucleotide messenger RNA. It is a transcript of the gene PRODH, whose product is annotated as proline dehydrogenase 1. NCBI's taxonomy places the organism in Eukaryota, Metazoa, Chordata, Mammalia, Artiodactyla, Balaenidae. The coding region runs from base 10 to 1812 and encodes 600 amino acids. The record is from RefSeq and is a predicted model, not a curated record. The transcript has 14 exons. Gene Ontology annotation, cellular component: mitochondrion. Gene Ontology annotation, molecular function: FAD binding; proline dehydrogenase activity.